Messenger RNA from Pseudomyrmex gracilis, 3325 nucleotides. RefSeq names its product bestrophin-4-like. Gene Ontology annotation, molecular function: chloride channel activity. Bases 1079 to 3211 code for a protein of 710 amino acids. The transcript has 9 exons. The record is from RefSeq and is a predicted model, not a curated record. Lineage: Eukaryota; Metazoa; Arthropoda; Insecta; Hymenoptera; Formicidae.
CUCAACACCUUCGCCGACAAACAGUUCGCCGCCGACGAGCGCCAAGUGCGCACUUGCGAUCAUGUCUUUUCGCGAUUCCUCCCGAGUUGUGCGGAAUCCCUCGCUCGUUGCCCAUCGCGAAGUUCUCGCCUCGCGAUUUUCCGACGCGCAAUCCGUUACGAGAAUCGAAGAGAACCGAGGAUGCUUGUGAAAAUUAUUCUGAACGGUUCGCUCUCGAAAAGCAAGAGAUCGCGAAGCUGCGGAAAAAAUUCUCACAAAGAUUGCGAAUAAAAAAAACUGAGACAUUGUACGUGAAAUGGAAAUGCUCCAUCGCCGAUACCCCUGUGAUUUCGAAUCGUAUUGUUGUUUCGACAUAACAUAUUAAUGAAACGUUAAGAAAGUAAAGUCGAAAUCUCUGUCAUCGAUCAGCACGUUCUCAGCUUUAUGUUAAAUAAAAAAAAAAAAAGAAAAUUUACUGUGCUAUGUGGAAGAGAUAAAAUUGAAGAGUGUGAAAGAGAACUUCGUUAAUAACAUCGCACAUUAACUUAGCUUUUAGUGUCCCGAUAUAACACUAGAAUGUAUUAUAUUUAUUUUACGAAAGAGAUCGUUUCUCUCUACUACUCGAACGAGGAGAAAAUGAGAGAAAAUUUAUUUUAUCGUAAGAAGUUAUUAAUAAUGCUAUGAGAGUUGUGACGUGCGUCGAUUUAUCACGACCGCUAACGAGGACUUCGAAUUAACUUUUGGUGACGUGUAUUUUCAUAGUAUAUAUAUAUAUAUUUCUUAAAAAAUUGGCUGAUGCUCCAGCCAGCUGGUUAAAUUAUAUAACGGGAAGGAAAGAGAGAGAGAGAGAGAGAGAUGUCGGCUGUUAAUUAAUUUUUAUAAGUCGACCGCAAAAGUGACCGCAUAUAUUAGAUGCUCGUCGAUGCGUACGAUGAAAAAUGGGUUUGUGCAAGGAUGAGAUAACAAGUGUGCUAAUUGUAACGGACAAAGCGUGCUGAUACGGUUUCAUAAACGAGAGAAUCUCUGGAAGUAUGAGUGACAACGUGUUCGCGAGCACGUCGUUCUCAAAAAGAAACUGUGCUCUUGAAUGGGGUGAAAGAUGACGGUCUCUUAUCAAUACGAGGUCGCGAGUUCGACCAGCGGCGGAUUCACCAGGCUUCUGCUUAUGUGGCGCGGUUCUCUCUACAAGCUCAUCUACAGAGAACUUUUCCUUUAUUUGAUUCUCUUCGGCGCUCUGUCCGCGCUCUAUCGCCACGCCUUCACCCCCGCUCAGAAAAGGGAGUUCGAGCAAGUAGUUGUCUAUUGCGACACCCUGAUCAAACUGAUUCCGCUGAGUUUUGUGCUCGGAUUUUACGUGUCUUACGUGGCUCAGAGAUGGUGGAAGCAAUACAAGGCAAUACCGUGGCCCGAUAAAGUGAUGCAUCUGGUGGCUCUCUACGUCACCGGAAACGACGACUACAGUCGGAUGUUACGCAGGGCCUUGAUGCGUUACUUGAAUCUCUCCCUAAUACUCGUUCUGCGUUCCAUCAGUUCGGCGGUGAAGAGACGAUUUCCCACUCUCGACCACGUCGUCGAUUCCGGCUUCAUGACUUCGCUGGAGCUCGAAUUGUACGAGUCGGUGCCGAGUGAGGAGUUUAACACCUAUUGGAUACCGUGCACGUGGUUCAUUAAUCUUCUCAAGGAGGCACGUAAGAACCACAGGUUGUCCGAUGCGCAGGGCCUAAAGCUAAUCAUGGAGGAGUUUAACGAAUUCCGGACUAAAUGCGGUCUCUUGUGGAGCUACGACUGGGUGUCGAUCCCAUUGGUGUACACCCAAGUUGUGACACUCGCCACUUACAGUUUUUUUGCGGUCGCGCUGGUCGGCCGGCAGUACAUCGAAGGCGUCGAAAAGCAAUUCCAAUUGAAAAUAGACAAAUACGUGCCCAUUUUCACGAUUCUGCAAUUCUUCUUCUUUAUGGGAUUGCUGAAGGUGGCCGAACAACUGAUAAAUCCCUUCGGGGACGACGACGAGGACUUCGAGCUGAACUGGCUGAUCGAUCGUCAUACCAAGGUGUCAUAUCUUGGAGUGGACACACUGAUGAACCGUUGUCCGCCUCUCGUCAAAGACAUCUUCUACGAUGCCGAGAACAUAAGUCUGCCGUAUACGGAAGCGGCUGCGGCGUAUAAGAAGAAGACUUAUCGCGGUAGCGUGGCGAAUAUGAUGGUACCUCAAGCGAAACAAGGAAUGUUUCUACCUGGUAUUUUAGAAGAAGAAGAAGAAGAAUCCUCGAAAAGCACUCUACGCGCUUCUAUCGUGAAUUUAACGACGAACCCGAGCGAGAGUCCGACGAGCGAAAUGCGCCAGAUCAGCGAGUCCCCUUCGGCAUCUGCGACAAUGGCUUUCAAUUGUCCCGAAACGGUUGUACAGUUGGAUAGCCAAGACCAACAACCGCCGGAACAAAGGCACAUGAUAGCCGAUGCCGUUAAAAAAUUCUCGUCCUUGGCGAAGAAAGGCUCGGGAUCACGUGCCGAUUUGCGGAAAUCCUUCUUCCCGGUUCAAACGAGACCAUCUAAGACGAUGUUGCCCUGGCCGAGCGCGAUGAACAUCUCGCGUACGAAUGUCGGGUCGACGCCGUUUCCAACGUCAGCCGACUCUUCUCCAUGGUUCCCCGAAACCGGUAAUAUCUGGAAGAAAGAUUCACUCGCGAGCUUGUAUCGCCAAUCAUCCGUCGAGAAUUCCGAGGGACGUCCUAGCGUCUCGUCGCGCGGCGAAAAAAGUCAAGAGGGUGUUGUCAAUUCGGCGUUCGCCGGUGAGAAAAUAAACGACGUGCCGGACAUCUGCGACUGCGACAACGAGGGACGCAACGGUCCUACGGAAUCCGGGUUUUCUCAUCAGUGUCAGUGUAGACAGAUCUUGAAUCAACACUUGCUAACUCCGGAAACGAUCGACAUGUCCGCGGUCAUCGGUUGCGAACCGAGUCGUUCGAGAACUGCCAGUUGCUCGAAAUAUUUGACACCCGUUAGAGACGAUUCUCGAAAGAAGAAAAAUUUUCAAUUGCGAUCGAAGAUAUCCAAACCGUUGAAGUUUCGCAGAAGAACCACCGACGGUAUACCAACAGCCGUGAGCACGGUUCUAAGUCAUACCAAGAGCUCGCCAGAUCUGAGAGAUUUGAAUGAACAAACGAAGACCGCGCAAAGUGAAACGACUACUAUAAAUAAUUCUCGCGCGCAAGAAGACGACACGAAGUUGUGAAUCACGAAUUGUUUGUGAAUAAUUUUGUGUAAAUAAUGUACAUAUUGUAGAGAACAUGUUCCAGAAUUGUGUAUUCAUAUAUAAAACAAAAUUAUAUCUAAAUAUAUAAAAAUA